AUGCAGUCAACAAUUUUUUCUGCCCAAACUCCAAUAGUUUAUAUUCCGGAUUUGCCAACUCGCUUCUCAGAAGAUGAAUUAAAAGAAGUAAUCAAGAGACGGUUACAUAUCACUGCAAAUAUUGGAGUCGUUGAGGUGAUCUGUUAUCCAAAACUGGGCAUAGGAAUGAUACAAACGGAGAAUAGCCAAGACAAAGAAAAGUUGAUCACCGGCAUACAAUCGUUAGCUCUCGGCAAAAACUACAACAUAAGUAUAACGUUUGUCGAUAAACUCGAACUCGAUUCUUACGUAGUAUUUGAUGAAAAUAUCUCGAGUAUUCCAAACGCUGAUGAAGCGGCCCACCAAUUCAAAAAAUCCUAUAAGACACAAGUAACUCCUGAAUGCAAGCCAAUCGCCGCACCAUUUCCAAAUAUAUUUCACAUUGUUUUGGAAACACCCGACGAGUUAGUUAAAGUUGCAAACUCACCAGAAUUUACCACCCAAGAUGGUAUUUCGGCCGUAGUCUAUCCCAAUGCGGAAUAUUGUUUUUUCGAAGAUUUACCACCGAAUGUCAAUAGCGACAAACUUGCAUCGGCCGUGGCCUCUCAAGCUGGAGUCAAUGUCCUCCCACCCACGUCGUUCCAUGUCCAAUAUUGCCAAUCAAGCAACUCAUCUGUUGUUAUAGCAGUCAAAUCUGAAAGUAAAUGGAUAGCAGAUAACUAUUUAAACAUUAACGGACAAAAUCUGCCGAAAAAGAAAGAUUUUACCUAUCGUGUUCUUGUCUCACCCGUUCCGCGUGAUAUAGAUAUCAAUCUAAUUUUAAAUCACAGAAUGUUCACAAAUCACGUUGUUCGUCAUCAGCACAUUAACGAUCAUCUUGUCAUUGAACUUGACAAUAUCGAUGUCUAUAAAGAAUGCAUAGACAAUGCCGCCAUUGGUAUUGGUGGUAAACCUAUGAGCAUUACACCGUAUACUUCGACGAGCGUUUCAAAUUCGAAUGAACUUGAUGCGACGAAUUGGUACGAGACAGUCAUGGUCAAUAUGAAACCGGAUAUUAUGUUAUAUGUCUUUGAUUAUAAGCAUGCCAUAUUUGAUCUACCAUGGAAUGAAGAAAGUUGGUUAGAGCAAAUGGGGAAGAUUGAAGGAAAAGAAAGACGCUCAAAAACUUACGAUCAUCAACGGCAUUUAUUACGCGUGACAGUAAUGUUGAAUACGAUCGGUGUGGUUCGGAAGAGAAAAUACGUUGUGGGUGGUGAAGAAAUUUCAUUGAAAUCAGAGCGUUUACAAACAAUCAGGUAUGAUUGUAAAUCAAAGAUAGCGCAUGGAAGGCAGAUUCUUGAAUCGGAGUUUAAGACACCGUAUUCAUCGACCACUGUUCGAGUCGUUAAUGAAGAUUGCCUUGUUCUUUACCAAAGACUAGCAUCAGAAGGAUGUCGUCCACUACUAUUGAACAUGGCCAACGCGAAAACUCCCGGUGGUGGUUAUCGCAAAGGUGAUGGAGCACAGGAAGAGAAUAUUUUCCGUCGUUCCGAUUACUAUCAGAGUCUUGAUCUUGAGGUUGCUGACAGAGAACGAUAUGAACGACUUUAUCAAUCAUCGAAAGGCGACAUCAAACGUGCAAAAGAUCAAGAUGUUCUCUAUCCCAUGAAAGAAUUUGAAGCAAUUUAUACAUCGGGUAUAACCGUGUUUCGUGGAACCGAAGAGAGCGGAUAUGCUUUUCUGAAGAAACCUCUAUAUGAUGUUUGUGCUAUUGCUAUGGCUGCAUAUCGUGAUCCACCGCUAACCGAUAAAAAUAUGUUACAAGACAGAUCCGCUAUCAAUACAUUGAAGAAGAUUGAAAACGUUUUUACUAUUGCUCAUCAACAUAAGCAUGAUUGUUUAGUACUUUCAGCGCUUGGCUGUGGUGCGUUUAGAAAUCCGCCGGAGCAUGUCGCUUUACUUUUCAAAUCAAUGAUUCGUCAAUAUGCUGGAUAUUUCAAAACGAUCUACUUUGCCAUCCUUGACGACCAUAAUACAGGAAAUAGUCUAAAUCCUCAUGGUAACCUGCUACCAUUUGAAGAAGUCUUUAACAAGUUUAAUAUUGUAUAUCCGCCGAAAUCAUUGCGUGUGAAUUCAGCCAGUGGACCAUACCGAAUUCUAAACAAAUCCUCAGAUGGAAAAGUAACUUUAAGUGACGUAUGUAUUUUACAUCUGCCACCAUGUGAAAAUGGAUCGAAGUGCGCUGAAUUCAAUGAUGCUGGUCAUAAGGCCAAGUUCUCUCACCCGCCAGUGUGUCCACUACUCGAAGAAGGAACAACAUGCACGGAGAAUAACGACGAAGUACAUAUGUUCACUUUUCUGCACAAUUCCAAGUGCAAAUAUGGUGGACAAUGUACUAAUACAGAUGCAAAGCAUCUGAGUGAUUAUGAACAUCCAGACUAUUGUCCAAAUCAUUUGCAUUGUCAUGAGAAGUCAUCUGAACAUUUUAUUGCUUAUCGACAUCUACCCGUCUGCAGAGACGGGGAGACUUGUCUCAAAUACCUGAACAGCGACGCCGAACAUUGCAAAAGUUAUCGCCAUUGCAAAUUAAUUUGCUCCGAUGAUAACACUUGUGUUCGCUUCCAUGAUCAACAACAUAUGGAAAAUACUAUUCAUACAUUUCGACCACCAUGUCCAUUUACACCAUAUCAUUGUUCUCGUAUGGUCAAAUAUGUACAACAUGCUGAUGGGCAGCCUGUGAGUGAAGACGUUCAAAGACAUUGUCUUACAUUCAGUCAUGUAUGUCCGUAUGGUUCUCGAUGUACAGCGAAUGAUAAAAAGCAUUAUUUAACAUUUAUUCACAUUGCAAGACAUAUCUGUGCAGGUGGAGAACUAUGUAUGAAAAUGAAGCAUGAACAUCAUCUGGAAUCAUAUUCUCAUCCUGGUGUAAAAGACAUCCGUUUGCUUUGUAAAAAUGCAGGUUAUGAAUGUCGUGAUCGUUUAAAAAAUGACCAUUUGAAGAAAUAUCGACAUGGACAAAAUCAUAAUCAUCUUCGUGUAGCUCCAUGCAGUAACUUCAAUUCAUCAAUCAAUUUUCCUCGUAAUCAAGGCGAGAUGAUUCGAGCCGUCAACACUUAUAUUCAAAAAGCAGGAUGGAAAGAAACAAAUAUUUCGCCGGAAAUAAUCAAUUGGAUACGAGCACUGCAACCUGUACAUCGAUGCAAUAAAUUUAUCUUCGAAUCAAUUCUUGUUCAUGGACAUGUUAUGAGUCGUCAUUAUAUGGAACUGUUAAAAAGGCCACAUUAUGUAGUUCAGGCUGUUUUACAACAUAGUCGUAUUCGGCGAAUUUUUCUCGAACACAAUACUCCUGAAGUGAAGCAUAAUGUAUCUGAAUUAGUUAAAAUCUUAGUUCAUGCUGAAUUUGGUAAAACAGGAGCAGACGGCAUGUCGCCUGCUGAACCAGAUCAUGAUUCUAAAGUGCUCAAAUUCGAAAAAAAAUUGAAGCCACCACUCACUGAUCAUGAUAUUCAGGCUAUACAUGAUUGGACGAUAAAAAUUGCUCAAGCAUCAAUUAAAUUAACUUCCAGUCCAAUGGGAAUUGGAUUUGAUGUUGAUAAAAAGUUAGGAACUGAUCAUCACAUAUUCAGCAUUUUAGGACCACAUCAUGGAUUUUAUUAUGGUGAUAUUGUCAUUACAUUUAAACAAGAAAUUAUGUUUCAUCCAGAUUCAAACUUUACUGUUCAAGCUGGAACAAGUUUUCCUAGUGGAAGAAUCUACCAGCAACGUCCAUGGAAAGCUGAUCCAGGCGGUGACGACAAACGUAUUAAAGAUUUUCAUCAUGGAAAAUUACAUUGUUCUGUUCCACGUUAUGAACAUGCGGCAGCCGCUGAACUUGUUGCUGUAACUGGUCUAAAGAAACAAUCAAUGGGCAUCAGUCUCGAUGCUGUUAUUCACAAUUGGAAAACUUUAGACUCGCAUUUUGUUUUCGAAAGUCAUCUGCCACAAUUGAUUCCUCUUGAUUAUAUUGAUAAUGUGUAUAUGCCAAAGACUUUAUUUGAUACAUUAAGUUCUGAAGCUCGAAAUUCAGCUCGUGCAGUUUUUGGUCAAUCAUUAAUCUUAAGUGACCACGCAAUUGACCUUAGUAUAACUAAAUCAACUAGUAUGACGGAACCUGAUGAUAGUCGUAAACCAUAUUUAAAUUAUAUAUUGGACAAAAAUAUCGAAAAAAUCAAAGACAGAAUUGCAGAACCACAAAUCUCUCGUGGCAUUGUCAUUACAGUUCCGGGAACGAAAUUUGAAGAACUAAUUGGUAUACCAAUCACUAUUUCUCAAUCGUACUAUUUAUAUCGUCUUGAUAAAUCCGGUAAAUCCGAACAUCCUGAGAUGACUUAUAUCUAUUGGCAAGCGAUGAAUGGCGAUAUGAUGUUAACCAUAAGUAAUGAAAGAAUUAAUUCUGAUGGAAAAGAUCAACCUAGUUUAUAUUGUUUGAUUUGUUAUGUUGCUGGGAAACCAUCUUCAACACGAGAUGAUUAUCAUGAAGAAUAUUCAUAUUUAAAUAUUGGUCAUCCAUAUCAACAUUAUAAUAAUGUUCAUAUGAGUAAAUUCAAAGCGAAAUCCAAUGUAUUCUAUCGUGGUUGUAAUACUGAUGAUUUUUUAACUUUUUGCUUAAAACUAAAUCAUAAGACAGGUGAUGUAACUUUAUCACAUGUAGGUCCUAAUGGAAUUUAUAAUCAUACAAAGAUCAGUUAUCAAUUUGAUAAACAUGAAUUAGAUCUAACGAAAAUUAAUUAUAUUCAUGUUAGUGGCGGUCACCAAGAUGUACCGAUUCGUAAUUUGACAAUAAAUCAUGAACCUGUAGCAGAAUUAGAAAAAUUGUGUGACCUAACGUUCAAAAUUGAUACUUCGGAAUUAUUGAAAGCUCAAGUAGCAUCGCCGAGUUACAUGCCAUACGGCCAUUAUGCUGCUGAUGGUGGCAGCAUUGAACCUAAGAAAAACGCCCGUAAUCAACGAAGAGAAAAGCCACCGUCAUCCGCAUCACAUGAAUCAAAAUCAUCACCCAAAGAAAAGCUGUCCUUGUUCGCAAAGCUAAAACAUGCAAUCUUUGGCUCGUCGAAAAAACCCGAAACAGCGUCGUCACAAAGAGCAUCAUCAAAACUACGUCCUUGUGCAGACUCAGUUUAUUGUCUAAAGCAAAAUGCUAAAGAUCACAUCUCUGAAUUCAGUCAUCCAUGUCGCUUUAAUGAAUUAUGUCGAAAUCCAGAGAACGAACCUCAUUUGACACAUGCGCAUCAUAAAGCUUCUCUUUGUUCGGACGAUAAAGAUUGUAGUAGAAAAACAGAUCCUGUACACCGUGCCAAGUAUCGUCAUACAAAUUUACCUGAUUAUCUCUAUCCAUGUCGAUAUCAAGAAUCAUGCAGAGAACAGUCGAAUGAGCAUCGAAUGAAAUUCUUUCAUGGCGAGGAAUUGCCUUCAGUCAAAAAGAACAAGUCUCGAACAGCUGAUGGAACAACAAAAUCGAAAUUAACACCGUGCAGAUAUGGUGCUGAUUGUCGAAUGAUGAAGAAAUCAGAACACUGUGCACAAUAUUCGCACCCUACCAAUUCAUUUUAA
Molecule: messenger RNA, 5547 nt
Organism: Adineta ricciae
Lineage: Eukaryota; Metazoa; Rotifera; Eurotatoria; Adinetida; Adinetidae
Source: the annotation of a GenBank genome assembly